UCUUCCUCUUCCUUUCCUGUUCUUUUGGUUGUGGCGGCGGGAUUCACUGAGAGCUGCGGCUGUGCAUGCGGGUUGGGGUGGCAAUGCGGUGCUUGCUGAGCUGCGACGGUGGCGUGCGGGUUGGGCGGCGUCACGGUGGUCGUCUCUUCUCUGUGAUUCUUCUCUGUGUCGGCAGUUUCUUCUUGCAACUAUUAUAGAUGAGCUGAAACUACUCACAGGAUUGCGGUUUUACACAUUGCAACUAUUUCUAAAUAUUCUUCUUGCAAGUACAUCUUGAAUUUUCUUAAUCUACAUUCGCAACUAAUAGGUCAUUGGCUUUUCUAUGUUAUAUAAAACACAGCCCAUGUUCAGUUAUCGUCUACAACUGUCAAUUGAGUACUGCAGACCUAUAUCAAAAGAAAUGCCUUGUUUGCUCAUCUCCAGUACAAUCCAUCAACACCAAUGUUAGAAUAAUGUUCGUUUAAAAUAAAUGCUUACCUAUUGUGAGGCCCAAUACAUAAUGUGGUGCAGAAUUUUUGUGUUACAUUGUAGGUUAUUUACUGGGGAUUGUAUCAGGUACACGUGAAUUCGACUUAGACUGAAGUCAUGCAAACAUUAUAGAGUAUUGCAGACCAAUAUCAAAAGAGAUGCCUUGCUUGCUAAUCUCCAGUGCAAUCAUCAACAGCAAUAUUAGAAUUUUGUUUUUUCGAAAUAAAUGCUUACCAGUUGCUAGGACCAAUACAGAAUGUAAUGCAAAAUUUGUGUGUCACAUUGUAGGUUAUUUACUGGUUUAGUAUCAGGUACAUGUGAAUGUAACUAAGACUGAAGUCAUGCAAACAUUCAUGCUGAUAAAUGCCUAUACAGUGCUGAAAAGAAUUCUGAUAUCUUUAGGAGAUCUGAGCUCCAUUGAAAUAUGAUCGUCAGUAAAUAAAUAGCUGUGAGAAAUGUGGUAGUUACCAUUUUUCCCUUCUACUAGAAUAAAUAGGUGGAUUUUGCCUGCCUAGCAUGUCGCUUUUUUAAAUUUCUAAAUAUCUUGGCACAAAUAUUACAGCACUUGUCACUGGUAUAUCUGAUAUUCUCCUUCUAUAUCCAACAGGUUACCUGGAAUGCUUGGGUCUUGUUUGAUGCCCUGUUGGUCACACCGUUAUUCCUUUUAAAAAGGGCCGCAUCAUACGAGACGACACAGGAAACCCUAACCCCUCCGGCGUCCUGCUCCUCUUCCUCCGACCGUCUCCAUGGACGCGAAGGACAUCUUCGGGCUCCAGAAGAACUCCUUCCCAUCGCCCAGGACAAGAAGCCGCGGCGCAAGCCCGAUGGCGUCUCGCGCGAAGUAUCGCCAUCCCGUGUACGCACUCACCGGAGGGGUGGGAAUAGUGCUGCUCAUGCCGACCAUCGAGGCCUCGCACCUGAAGUGUCGGCCUGCUGUGGAGAAGGUGAAGCUAAUGGCUCUUCUGCUCUUGAGGCACACACUAACCAUCACUAGUAGCGAUGAUGAAGAUGAUGCUUCUUCUAUUUUCUCGCUAUUCCUUUUGAGGGAAGCUGGAUUUCUUCUACCAUGAUACAUCAUGGCCUGGGCUAUUAGUAUCAUGCAGCGUCAAAGACAAAGAGAGGUUGGUGGCUGAUGCAAAUGACUGUUGCUGGAACAUGUUCAGAUUUGCCUUUAUUUGUGAUGCUGGAACAUGUUGCUUGCAGAACAUGUUGGUACUUGCCAUUGCAGUGUAUUAUUUGUUGCAGAACAUGUUGUAAUAUGCUGGAACAUAUUGCUUGCAUAAUUAUCAUUAGUUGGAAACUAUUUGCUGCAGAAA
Molecule: messenger RNA, 1784 nt
Organism: Lolium rigidum
Lineage: Eukaryota; Viridiplantae; Streptophyta; Magnoliopsida; Poales; Poaceae
Exons: 5
Coding region: 1215-1538 (107 amino acids)
Source: RefSeq, a predicted model, not a curated record